AUGGAGAUAGACAGCGACAUCGUUCCGAUCCAACAGAUCCCUCGGAGCGCCGCAACAAUCCUCUGCUACAAAUGCGGUGCUCCCAUCGAUGGAACCAGCGCUGCGGGCGCCCUCUGCGACGACUGCUUUAAACUCUCCGUCGACAUCACCGAAGGCAUCCAACGCGAAACCACCCUCCACUUCUGCAAAGACUGCGAUCGCUGGUUAUCGCCACCCAACCAAUGGCUGGUCGCUCCGCCUGAAUCGCCGCAACUCCUCGCAGUAUGUUUACGGCGGCUGCUAGGACUGAACCGGGUGCGGAUGACGGACGCGAAGUUCAUAUGGACGGAGCCGCAUUCGCGGCGGUUGAAGGUGAAGAUCACCGUGCAGCAGACCGCAUCGCACGGUGCCAUCGUCCAGCAAACCUUUGACGUCGAGUACAUCACGGCGUCACAGCAGUGCCCGGACUGUCAGAAGUCAUACACGCAUAACACCUGGCGAGCCGUGGUGCAGCUCCGGCAGAAAGUGCCGCACAAGCGGACCUUCUUAUAUCUCGAACAACUGAUCCUGAAGCAUGGCGCGCAUAAGGACACCACCAACAUCAAAGAAGUGGUCGACGGGAUCGAUUUCUACUUCGGGCAACGGAGUCACGCGGACAAAUUCACGGAUUUCCUGGCAUCCGUGACACCGAUCCAAAUGAAGAAAUCCAGCACGCUGAUUUCCACCAACGUCCACACGUCGACCAAGUCCUACAAGUUCUCCUUCUCCGUGGAGAUCAUACCGAUAUGCAAGGACGAUCUGGUCGCGCUGCCGAUCAAGCUGGCCAACCAGAUCGGGCAAAUGUCUCCGCUUGCGCUCUGCUCCCGGGUCGGCACGGCCAUCAACCUCCUCGACCCGAACACGCUGCAGACGGCUGAAAUCUCCGGCAAGGAAUACUGGCACAGCCCGUUCCGCAGCAUGGCGGACGUCCAGCAGCUCGUGGAAUUCGUCGUCCUCGACAUCGAACCGCUCGGCGUCUCGAAAGGCCGCUUCUUCCUCGCCGAGGCUACUAUCGCUCGCGCGUCGGAUUUCGGCGUCAACGACACCACGUACCUGGUGCGAACCCACCUCGGUGGGAUCCUCCAUCCCGGCGACGCCGUGCUCGGCUACAAUCUGACCGGCGGCAACUUCAAUAACGAGAACUUCGACGCCAUCGAGCAGAACCAUCGAUGGGGCUCCACCAUCCCCGACGUCAUCCUCGUCAAGAAACACUAUCCCCGCAAGCCGAAGUCCAAGAAGCGGAACUGGCGGCUCAAGCGGAUGGCGCAGGAAGAAGACGAGCUGGCGCCGAGGAAGCAGGAUAAGGACCGCACCGAUCGCGAUUACGAGCUGUUCAUGCGUGAUGUCGAGGAAGAUGAGGAGCUGCAGGCCACGAUCGCAUUGUACAAAGCGCAGAAGGAGGCGAACCGCGACGCCGACGUCAUGUCGGACGUCGAGGAGGAAGACGACGAUGAGUCGGAGGACGGACCGCGCAUCCGAAUGGAGCAAUUGCUCGAUGAUUUCGAUGAGAUGAACAUUGAGGGUGGCUGA
Eremomyces bilateralis CBS 781.70 is the source of this 1548-nucleotide messenger RNA. Its product is annotated as nonsense-mediated mRNA decay protein 3. Gene Ontology annotation, cellular component: nucleus; cytoplasm. The record is from RefSeq and is a predicted model, not a curated record. The transcript is spliced from 3 exons. Gene Ontology annotation, molecular function: ribosomal large subunit binding. Lineage: Eukaryota; Fungi; Ascomycota; Dothideomycetes; Eremomycetales; Eremomycetaceae. Bases 1 to 1548 code for a protein of 515 amino acids. Gene Ontology annotation, biological process: ribosomal large subunit export from nucleus.